AUGUCAUUUAUAGCAGCAAAUGACAACAGCGGAUUCUUCUCGACAGUGCAAUGCUCACAGUCGUCGGUGAUGAUAAACUGCUCUCAGCCGAAUGCAAAAUCCCUCUAUGAUGCGCUGGAGAACAUCUUCGACCUAAACGCCAUCCGGCCCGUUGUCAGCCUGAAGACUGCUACCAAUGUCACUGUCUCCAUCACACUGUAUGGCAUUCUUGGGGUGGAUGAAAAAGCACAGCUACUGACAACUUAUCUUUGGCUAGAACUGAAAUGGAAAAUUGAAUACCUGAGUUGGGAUCCAGUACAGUGUGGGACAACUUGGAUUUCUCUUCCCAGGGAGCAGCUGUGGAUGCCUGAUAUUGUUAUUAAUGAGUUCAUGGAUGAGGACAGGUCUCCUAAAAUUCCUUAUGUGUACGUGAAUUCGUCUGGUUAUGUGUCUGACAGUCGGCCAGUGAGAGUCGUCAGCUCCUGCAAUCUGGACAUCUACACCUUCCCAUUUGACAUUCAGAAUUGUUCAUUGACCUUUAACUCCUAUACACAUGUGGCUUCAGAUAUCCGGAUGUAUUUGGAAAUGUCAGGUGAAGAAACACUGCAAGAAUCCAACCUGGUGAUGAGGACGGUUGGGGAAUGGGAACUGCUAGACAUCAAAGCGGAAGGAUCACCCAACCUCACUGACCUGGACUUUGAAUAUGACUACGUUGUCUACUAUAUUGUCAUGAGGCGCAGGCCAACUGUAUAUGUGGUCAACCUUCUGAUCCCCAGUUGCUUCCUCAUCACUGUAGACCUAUUAAGUUCCCUCCUUCCUGUGGAGAACGUAGACCGUUCCUCCUUCAAGAUGACUCUUAUCUUGGGCUACACUGUGUUCCUGCUCAUCAUGAAUGAUUUGCUGCCAAUCACAGGAAACAGAAUUCCUCUCAUAAAUGUCUUCUUCUCCAGCUGUCUGGCACUGAUGGUAGCCAGUGUUCUGGAGACGGUUUUCAUCACCAGCAUCCUGUUCAACUCCAGCCGCUUCUCCAAAGUUCCUCAAUGGGUCCGCCGAUUCGUUUUGCAUUACUUAGCUUACCUUGUUUGUUUUUCCCAAAAACCUAAAGACAAGGACAAGGACUCAGGCCCUCUCCAUUCUAGCAUUGCAAAUGAAGAAGUAACUGACCAGGCUAAAAUUCUGGAUAGCUGCAAGAAGAAGGGGUUCCAGAGUGAGGACUGUGCUGUGGAGGAGCUGAAGAAGCUGGGUCGGGACCUCAUAGCUAUUCGUGCACAGGUAGAGGAGCACCUUGCAGGGAAUGAGGUUGCUGAGGAAUGGAGCCAGAUUGGAAAUGUUAUCGAUCGACUGCUCUUUGGUCUCUACCUCUUGUUCCUUAUCUUCAGCUUCAUCAUCAUAGCUGCUGUUUGGGUGCACUGGCAUAGUCACUAG
Messenger RNA from Scleropages formosus (Asian bonytongue), 1404 nucleotides. RefSeq names its product 5-hydroxytryptamine receptor 3A-like. The transcript is spliced from 8 exons. NCBI's taxonomy places the organism in Eukaryota, Metazoa, Chordata, Actinopteri, Osteoglossiformes, Osteoglossidae. Gene Ontology annotation, biological process: monoatomic ion transmembrane transport. Bases 1 to 1404 code for a protein of 467 amino acids. Gene Ontology annotation, molecular function: transmembrane signaling receptor activity; extracellular ligand-gated monoatomic ion channel activity. The record is from RefSeq and is a predicted model, not a curated record. Gene Ontology annotation, cellular component: postsynaptic membrane.